Messenger RNA from Acanthopagrus latus (yellowfin seabream), 9762 nucleotides. RefSeq names its product galactose-3-O-sulfotransferase 4 (gene gal3st4). Gene Ontology annotation, cellular component: membrane. The transcript is spliced from 4 exons. Bases 639 to 2144 code for a protein of 501 amino acids. Gene Ontology annotation, molecular function: galactosylceramide sulfotransferase activity. The record is from RefSeq and is a predicted model, not a curated record. Lineage: Eukaryota; Metazoa; Chordata; Actinopteri; Spariformes; Sparidae. Gene Ontology annotation, biological process: glycolipid biosynthetic process.
UUUUGGAUUCUUUGCUGACUGAUUCAUUUUUGUUGCACUGUUGCAGACUGAACGUGUAAUGACAGGGGUAAAAGUGUGUAAGCUUCUGUAGAGAGGCGACCUCAAUAAUGUCUGUUAGAGAACCGAACUGCAGACUGCGUGGAUGCUUCCUGGAAUGCGGCGGAGGCAGAGGUGAAGGAGGUCAGGUGAAGUGGAGGUCAGGUAUACCUGGAGGCGCUGCCGACCUGAGGAGAGGAGGAGGAAGAGGAGGACGAGGAGGAGAGGAGAGGCGAGGGAGGGGGGAGUCAACCCGGCUCCUUUACCUCGGGCUGGCAGCACAGGAGGGAAUUGAUGAAAUGCCCCGUGGGGCAGGUUUAAACGCGCUGUUUUCCUACUCCGGGCUGAGAGACGGAGCGGGGAGUAGUCGGCGUAACGUGACCGAACGUACAGGUACGAUGUCUGAGUCCGCGAGCUGAGUCGUCAAGUAGAUCCGCAGAUUUGUGCCCGCCCGUCUCGUUGCUGGAAUCCCGCUGGUCCAACAGGAGGAGCACGAAAAAGAGAAGAAAAAAAAAAGAAAAAAAAAAAAGAACGGAGGGAGUUUGUCAGUUUUAAGAACAAGAAGAAGACAGUCCAUGCCGACGACAUCUUGAAACGGAGGGAUGUUGCGAUGGUUGGUGUGUGGUCGGGUGGGUCCAGUUUGGAUGUGGAAAGCGCUGCUGCUCUUUGUGGCCAUUGCGUUCGCGGGCCAGCUGCUGGGGGUCAUCUUCAACAAGAGCAGCGUCCAGCCGGCUGCCCGCUCCAUCUUCUCGUCGCCUGAUGCUCAGGGACCCUCUCUGGGCUCUUGUCAGCCCCAUACCCAUAUAAUGUUCCUCAAGACCCACAAGACGGCUAGCAGUACAGUGCUCAACAUGCUGUACCGCUUUGGAGAGGAGCGCGACCUCCACUUCGCCCUCCCCCUUGGCUACCAGCUGGGCUACCCUCUCCCCUUCAAUGCUCACAGGGUCAAAGGUUACCGAGGUCCCAGAGCUGUGGAGUUCCACAUCAUGGGAAAUCACAUGAGAUUUAACAAGCUUGAGGUGGAGAAGGUUAUGCCUGCAGACACAUUCUACUUCUCUAUUAUCAGGGACCCAGUCGCUCUCGCCGAGUCAUCUUUUGCUUACUACAAAGAAGUAGCGCCUGCCUUUCGGAAAACCAAAGGAUUGGGUGACUUUGCCGACAACCCUCACAAAUACUACGACCCCCGCCUCCGUAACAACCACUACGCCCGGAACCUUCUAUGGUUUGACUUUGGCCUGGACCACAAUGCUAAUUUCUCUAUUAGUCUGGCCCAGCGUGGCCAGGCAAUGAUCCGCCAAGCCUUCAAGCUGAUCCUGGUGUCGGAAUACUUCGACCAGUCCAUGAUCCUGCUGAGACAUGCCCUCUGUUGGCCGCUGGAUGCCGUCGUGUCAUUCAGCCUCAAUGCUCGGCAGCAGAAGCCCAGUGGCAUUGGAGGGAUCAGUGGGAGUUGGGUAGGCAAAGCAGCAGCGGCCGCUGGCGUUGGUGGUAGAGGAGCACGUUCACAAGCCAAGGCGCUACCAAACCUAUCACUAACAGAGGAACAGCGCGAGAAGCUGAGACAGUGGAAUGCCUUGGACUGGUACUUAUACAAAGCCUUCAACAAGACCUUCUGGGAGGAAAUCGACAGGUUCGGUCACGCCCAGAUGGAGCAGGAGGUAGCUCUUCUCAGGACGCGGCGGGACGACUUGGCCCGGGUUUGUCUGAGGGACGGUGGGAAGCCUGUGGAGGCACACCGGAUCAGAGACAAAAACAUCCGGCCAUUCCAGAGCGGAUUAAUCAAGAUUCUUGGGUACGAGCUCCAGCCGGGACUUGACAACGCCACCAGGACAGCCUGUCUACGAAUGAUCAGGCCAGAGAUCCAGUACAAAGAUGUGCUGGAUGCUAAACAGUUCCCACGGGCUCCGGCGAUCCCAGCUCAGCCCGGGCAACAAGUUCCAAUGGUUGCAGCUGCUGGCUCUUUUUUAAGACAAGACUUGUCUCGGACAGGAGAGAGGCUAAUAGGGGGAGAGGCUGGGGGAAGAACAAUGGAGGCAGACUGGGAUGGAAGCCGUUUAAUUAGGGGCAACCGGACUUUGAUACGAGGCCAAGAAAAAGGAAGGUUGAGAUAAUCUGUGGUAAGUUCUGUCCAGUAUGGUACCAUUUGGUCCUCAAAUCAAUGGACUAAUGAAACUGAAAACUGAGCUGAGUGUGGUUUACACAUGAGAAAACAAAUAGUUCCUCCUGAUCAUUUGCUUGUUUUCUUAAAAAAAAAAAGUUUUUUGUUUCAAACAGUUGAACUCUUGUGGACUUGACCCUUGACCUCUGAGCACCUGGGAUGCUUUCAUUUCCCGCAGUAACAAGUUGCGGAGAGUUGUAUCUUUUUGUCUCAACAGAAAGGACCACUGUGUUUUUAUAAAGGAGAAGCUCUCUGCUGCUGUUUAUAAUAAUGUCAAAUUCGACAGCAGACACAGGGUUUUAUUCCCUGUUCAUGAUUAUACUUUUGAGAGUUGUGACACACAGUCGUCGGGAUGCACACGCUUUGAACUUGUCAAUGUGAAGGUAGUAUAACCCUAGUUUUUACUUCUUAUGCAUUACCCCUACAUUGAGUCACUGAGCGAAGUUGUUUUUCUGAAAGAUACCUUGUGGUAUUUGAAAGGCACAGGCCAUUUUAAAACAUCAUAUUUCCUUGCUCAGUGUGCAAAAAUUUAGAAAAACUUCUACUGUCGAUUGCCUAUAUUAAAGUUCCUUUGAAUAAUUUAUAUUGUGCAGUGCUUAUGAAAAGCAUACACCCCCUUGGAUGUUUUCUUCAUGAAUCAUGGUCAAUAUAAUUAGACCUCUUAAAUGUCAAAGUGAAAACAGAUUUUCACAAAGUAAUGUCAACUAAUCAAAAAUAUCUAAUGUAAAAUAACUGAUUGCAUAAGAAUUCACCCCCUUCAAGUCAGUAUUUUGUAGGUGCACCUUUGGCUGCAAUCACAGCACUGAGGCUGUGUGGAUAGGUCUUAUUCAGUCCUGCCCAUGUGAACACUGCAUUUUUAUUCCAUUCUUCUUUGCAAAACUGCUCAAACAAUGUGAGGUGGCACGACGAUCGGGCAUAAACAGCCCUUUUUAAAGUCGAGCCACAAAUUCUCCAUUGGAUUGAGGUCUGGGCUUUGGCUCAGCCUCUCCAGAACAUUCACCUUUGUUGUCUUUAAACCAUUUCUGUGUAACUUUUGCUCUAUGCUUCGGGUCAUUUUCGCAGUGGAAAAUAAAUAUUCUCUCAAGUUACAUGCCUUCCAGGGCCUGCUGCUGAGAAUCAUCCCCACAGUACGAUGCUGCCACCACCAUGCUUCACGGUAGGGAUGGUGUGUUUGGUGUGUGGUGAUGUGCAAUGUUUGGUGACCGCCAAACAUAGCAUCUAGUCCGAUAGCCAAAAAGCUCCAUUUUUGUUUCAUCAGACUACAGAACCUCCUUCCAGUUGACCUUGGCGUCUCCUGCAUGCCUUUGGGUGAACUCAAGCUGAGAUUUAAUGAGCUGUCUUCAACAGUGGCUUUCUCUUUGCCACUCUCCCAUGAAGCUUUGACUGGUGAAGAACCCGGGCAACAGUUGUUGUAUGCAGAGUCUCUCCCGUCUCAGCUCCUGAAGCUUUUAACUCCUUCAGAGUAGUCAUCUUGGUCAUCUUGGUGGCCUUCCUCGCUAGUCUUCUUGCAUGAUCACUCAGUUGUAAGCGAUGGCCUGCUUUAGGCAGAAUUACACGCCAUAUUCCAUUCUAUUUCUUAAUGAUGGAUUUAACUGAACUCUGGGGGAUGUUCAGGGACUUGGAAAUGUAUUUGGAUCCGUACCCUGACUUAUACUUUUUCAAAAACCUUUUCAUGGAGUUGCUUGGAGUGUUCUUUUGUCCUUACUGGCACUUCCAGACACAGGUGUCUUUAUACUACAGUCACUUGAGACGCAUUCACUGCACUCAGGCUAUCUCCAUUUUCUGCAAGCACCAAUGGGCUGGACCGCUCUUGAAUUAGGUCCGUCAAUUUAAUGGGGAUGAGUAUUAAUAAUGCAGUCACUUAUUUUGCAUUAUGUAUUUGUGAUUAAUUGACACUACUACACUUACCCCUACUGUAGAAAUCUGUUUUCACAUUGACAUUAAAGUGUUUUUUUGUCAAUUCUUGUCAAAAAACCCAAAUUACAUUGACCAAGAUUCAAUUUAUAAAAGUGAUAAAAGAGGGUGAUAUUUUUUAUAGGCACUAUGUAUACAGUAAUUUACAAAAUGAGAGGUUUUGUAUAUUUCCAUGUGAAUUAGGAAGUAAAGUUGCGACUUGGAAAAAGGGUAAAAAAUAGCAUUUGAUUCUGAAUGUCAAAGCAAUGUCUUGGUUUUUUUUUACUUAAAACUCUGACUCUAAUGCAAUAUUAAUCCAUGAGAGGCACAAACUGGGGUUAGAGUAUGUUAACAGCUCUGUUGUUUUGUGGUUUAAAGUCUGUACAGGCUGGUAUUUAAAUACAAAAAUAAUUUUGAUAAACCCACUAUUUCACUCUAGGAGACCAUUCAGCUUCAGAGUCAAUAUUGAACUCCACUGAGAACCACUAACUAAAAUAUCUGAGGCCUGUGUUUCUGUUCAGGGCUGCUUUAUUUUAACCAACCUACAGGAAGCUGGUUAAUGUCAGCAUUUGGGCACAUUCCUUCCUGCCACUAUUUGCUAGAUGAUGGAAUGUAUCCAUUUGUCUGUCACGUGCACUCCCAAGUCCCAUGGAAAUCCAUUUGUUUGUCAUGAUGUGACGUGAUAAUUUUGUACCAGACUUUGAACAAUGUGUCAGCAGGUAUUUUUAUUAAUAAAAAAAAGUGAUCCCUUUUUUAUAGAUUCAGUACAUCAGAUUAAACAAUUUUAAAUCAAAAGACAAAUGUUAGGGCCCCAUGUCAGUACAGUUAAACACAAACACACUUAGGCUGAAAUUUUAUUAGUGUUGGUCAGGAACUCACCUCGCCACUACUUACAAAAACAACACAAUAUUAACCUGCAAAUUAGAGGUCAGUCAGAGCAAUGCAUAUCUUUAAAUUUUGGUAUAUGUAUUUGGAAUAUGGUUUUCUGUAACUGGUCACAUCUUGUGACAUGCUGAUGUGAUGUUAAAUUACUGAAUUGCUGAGAAAAUAAGUCCAUUGUUGCCCGUAAGUCCUUCCAGACGGUGGUUAGACCUGACUUUGCUUGUGCGGUGGGUGGAAACCUGUGAAUAAUUUAUUUUAUGCAUCAUUGUAAAGCGACCUGUGAUAGCUUGCUGUGAAAAAUGAGACCAUGGCUGAAAUGAUGGGUGCACCUGAGCGGUGAUGCUUUUAGUCCUCAAGUUCCUCCACAUGAACACCAAUUAUGAUUUUAAAAAAAACCCCAUCUCUACCUCUUCUCCAGGGACAUGAUGGUGGACAAGUUAUCACUCAAUAGUCUUACGUACACAUUAUAGUCCAUGGCUGCCGAAUUGGCAACUUUGCACACACAUAGAAAUGUGCAUUUGUGUUGCAGACUUUCAUUAGACAGCUUUCGCCAAGAGCUUCAUUGUCAUCGUCGUCAUCGUCACAAACACAUCAGUGAGCCACACUGUUGCACUGACUGACAUGUUCUUUCAAUUGAUGAAUAUGAGUCUUUUUAACAUAUGACAUUUUUGACUAGCAGUGCCGCAGUGCACUCAGGUGGUUGCAUGGUACAAGUCUAGAGAACUGGAACAUCGGAAUGCAUCUCCUAAGGGGUUUAAGGAGGCUCCAGAGGGUAAAUGGUACCUAAAGCAAAGGAAAUUAUGGCUUAUUGCAAAGGUGUAUAUUCUGUAUAUAAGGUGAUAUUCAGCCUUGUCAGACUGUUCUGGUGUUUUUAUGCGAGGUGUUCUGGAAAAACUAAUUGGAAUAUAAAACGGCUCGAUUAGUAAUGGAGUGGUUAAUGCAGUUGACCUCUACGUGGGCAACCACGCACCGCAUGGAAGAAGAGUUUAAUUUUACAGCCCUUUACCAUUAGGCUUUGUGAGUUUAUGGUUUUCCAGUAGUUUCAAGGAAUAUUUCCAGCGUUGAGUCCCAGCGUGGUUACGUUAAGGCAGCAGGUUUUAGGAAAGGUUAAGUGAGCAGUCAGAGCACUUCAGUGUAGACAUCGGUCCGCUUUGGUUUUCUCGUGCUGCUAUCGGUAAAUACAACACAACAUAAUAUUUCCUGUGACAAUGAAAAACGGCAACAUGAAAAACUGUGGUUAUUUAUUUAUUUAUUUAUUUUACUUUUACAGAAAAUGGCCACAACAAACCACAGGGUUUUAAAAAGAUAAGGCCUUCAUGGAGUCUGACAUUUUUCAUCACUAGGGCUGAGCAAUAUAUUGAUAUUAUAUAGUUAUUGUGAUAUAUGAUUAUAUAUGGUCUUAGAUUUUGGAUAUGGUUCUAGGUGGUACAUCGUAAGUGUUUUCUUUGUUUUAAAGGCUGCAUUACAGUAAAGUGAUGUCAUUUCCUGUACUUACAAGGCUGUUCUACUUGUUCUAGUAGGGGUACCAGCCUUUACGGACUUAGUCAGUAUAUCCAAAUAAGUGGUGAUUAUUCAAAAAUCCCAAUUUGUUUAAGCAACAGUAGUCACGUCUACAUUAUCCUCGCAUAAUCAACAUCGCAGUAUUGGUUGAAAAUAGAUUUGAUUCUGUCGCCCUGAAUUGGUAGUUCUAUCAUUUAUUGAGUGUUUAGUUGUUUAUUUCAAAAUAUCCAUAUAUAUAUAUAUAUUGCAAUGAAAGUAUUGCCAUAGGUGUCAAAGCUUGGAGGGGCUUGGUCCAGCUGCAAAGUGUUCCAGUUCAGCUUGUACCGAAAAAUGUGCACAGGCUGCUCAGUGUCUUCAGGUUAUUGAGUGAAGGCUCUGGAAACGGCGCACAAUGUGUCGGGGCUCUGAUUGUGCGUCUCUUUUAAAAUCUUGCAACGUUAGACGGAGCGAUGCAGACAAAGAGUCCUCACACAGAACAGCAGAGCGCGUUCUUCGUCCUGUGCAAAUUGAGUUGGAGUUGCGUUACAGCGGACGGCCUUAUGGGGGGGAUUGGGUUUACUCCAUUGUGUUUUAAUGGCUACCUCCUCUGUUUCAUCUGGUGGAAAGGAGAUCAGGUUUUCCAGUCCCCUGCGGUUUAGACGGGGGAGUAAAAGGGACGAAUUAACUAAGAUGUAAAACGAAAGGGAUGCGCCUGUGUCUUUUUUUUUCUUUUUCUUUUUUUUUUAAAUUGUGUUUUCCUCUCUCCAGGUAAACACUGGCUCAUAUUUAUUUCAGUAUGUUAUGAUUCGUAUAACUUUGCUCCUGCCAGAGUGACUUUUUCCAACUGAUUAGAGGAUUGCCUACCAUCUUGCAAGUUUCUAGGUGAAACAUUCUUCCUUUAAUGUUUUUUUUCUUUCUUUCUUUUUUUUUUUUUUACAAGCUGUUCCUUGAAGGAAAUGUCAGGAUUUACAUGUCAUGGGCAACUAUAACUAAUAAAUCCAGGUUUUGUUAGGUCACACCAUAUGGAUAUUAAUAUUUAAGAGUUUGUUAUUUGUCAUAAUAGUCAUUAUUGGCUGACUUCUCCAACGUGUCACUUCUUUCUGGUAGACAGUGUGGUUAGACAUUGUCUCUAAUUUACCUCAAACAAACCUUUGGAAUUUCUGUACUGUUUAUGUCCUGGUCAGCCAAAAUAAACAUGAAUGCAUCGUAAUAAAAUGUCAGUGAAUGGGCCGUGAUGUAAUGCAAAACAUGUGAACCAAUGGCCAGUUUCCAUGAAAUGUUUGUGUAUGGUUCUGACCUUCCUUACAGAGCCACCACCAGGUCAAUUCCCUUUUGUUCAGCACUUAACACUUUACUGUGUGCAUUGCCCUGAAAUGUCCUGGGCAGUCAUUAAGAAUCUUAAUAAGCUCUCUCCUGCACCGCCCUCAAAAUGUCCAAAAAUGUCAACUUUGGAUGUAAUAUAUCUCAUUGUAUGCUGAUUGCUAUAACAAGACAUACACCUUUUUUGAUUUCGAAUGACCUAACCUUUUAAUACCCCCAUCGGGACAGACUUUAUAUGUUUUAUCUCCAUUGCUAAGGCCCACGAACAGCAAAGUCAUCAGUAUGUUAAUCUGACAUGGGGUUUUUCAUUUGCUCCAAUAUCAUCAUUCAUUGUUGUGAUGCAACCAGGCCACACUUGCUUCUGUUACAGCGAAUACCUGCUGUUCUGGCCUUGUACUGUUCAACGAACCGUAGGGGGAAGACUAAUGCACGGAACAGUUGCAGUCACAGGAACACAGUAGGGUUUGUUUCAUGCCUUAGGAUGCAGUCAUAUUGUGGACCAGGGCUCAAAGAUAAAGUCCCUCUGUAUUUAUUAUAUUCUAAUUGCAAUUUGUAUAUUCUGCCUUAAUCAGGGUUUGUUCCCUUCGGAGGUGUACGAUGAUGUUGAGGGACCGUGUGUCUGUCACAGUAUGACUUACUAUUGAUGUUGAUGAGGAAAACCUCGAAACUGCAAACACUAAUCCAUUUGUCCAGUUAGUGUUGAAACACUUACGACAAAUGCCACUUGGUAAUUAUGGCUGGGCCAUGAUUCAGUAUUAUAGUGCAUCGAUUUCACUGGCAUUGCGCCGUGGUUAUGUGGCCAUGUAAUGGUGUUGUUCUACGAAAUGUAAUCGUCCACGUAAUGGAAUUGAAGCAGAAACAAAAUUGGUCACCGAACAUUAAUUUUGAUUUAUUUCAAGUUCAUAUGUAAAGAUUUUGUCAUCAUGUCCCUCUGCCUGCUCCCUUUUAACCUACAUAACAGUAUUCACUAAAAGUCAGGCUGUGAACUAGUGUCUGUGAGUUUGAAGCAUAGAUUGAAGUACCAGACACUGAAUGAAAAUACAGCACCUGUUCAGUCUAAUAAGAAUUGCUUGCCUGGCGCGUACACCAGAAAGGUUUCCUGUUUGGGUUCACAAGUUCCUGAUCAGCUCAUAGGCUUUACACCGUGCUGAAGUUACAGAUAUUAAAUUACAUUUUGAGGCUUAUGUAAAGUUUUUCAACCAUGAAACCUACAUUGAUUUAAAAAAAAAAAAAAAAAAUCAUUCUAGAAUUAAUUUUCAAACGGGUGUCCUUUUCAGUUUCAGUGGUUGCUAUUGUGCUCCAAGGGUCUCCAAUAAGUUUAUCAUUGGGGAGUUCUACUGUGUACUGUGUUAAAUUCCUUCUUACACUCACAGUUACAGAAACACACUCUUUGCUGAUGGGUAACAAAAAGUAAAAUGAUGCUCCUGUCUUCCUACAUACUAUUUAGCUUUCUUUUUAUUCUACCUGGAUAAAUCCGGUUAAAACGUUUAACUGAUAUGAUAGUUUGUUUUCUUUUUUUUUCCUUUUAAACUUGACUAGCUUUUAAGUUUUCAUACAUGGACAUGUAUGUAGCCUAUGUGUGUAAGACUGUAAGAAUAACAGUUACUCAUGUCAAACCUCUUCAAAUCUUAGUUUUCAGGGGUCAAAAAUGAGCAAAACCUCUGGUACACAGUGUGAUUUAUCUUUUUUUUCAUGCACACUCGAUUCAAAUAUCUUUCUUUUCUGUUCUACUAUUCCCAGCACCUAGAGUUAUUACUGACAGGAGGUACUUUUAUGUUUUCUGAUAUUCUCUCAAGCUGUUACAGAUUAUACCGAACUGGAAGUGCAAGUUAAUUCAGAAAGCAACAGUGUAUUUUGGCUUGGCUCUUACUUGAAACCGCGUGUUUCUGUUAAAAUGUGUAGUAGACCAUGCUCUUUGUGUGCAUCCAUUGAGUUGAUUUUGGUUUUUUUUUUUGUUUUCUCUUGUACUGAAUAAAAGCAACGGUUCUUUAACUUCA